GACAAAAAAAUUAAAGAAUAACAAAACAAAAUGGCCCUUAAACGUAUUAACAAGGAACUCAAAGAUCUUGAACGCGACCCUCCUUCUUCCUGCUCUGCAGGUCCUAUUGGUGAUGAUUUAUUCCACUGGCAAGCUACCAUUAUGGGCCCUGAAGAUAGCCCUUAUCAAGGUGGUGUCUUUUUCUUGUCUAUUCAUUUCCCUACUGAUUAUCCUUUCAAACCUCCUAAGAUUAACUUUACUACCAAGAUUUAUCAUCCAAAUAUUAACAGUAAUGGUAGCAUCUGUUUAGAUAUUUUGAAGGAUCAAUGGUCACCUGCACUUACAAUUUCAAAGGUUCUUCUUUCUGUUUGUUCUCUUCUUACAGACCCUAACCCUGAUGAUCCUCUUGUUCCCGAAUUGGCUCAUAUCUAUAAGACUGAUCGUGCUCGUUAUGAAGCUACUGCAAGAGAUUGGACUAGAAAAUAUGCCAGUAAGUUUAUAAAGUAAUUUUAUUUAUAGUUCUUUGGUUUUAAUUUAUAAUUAUAAUAGUGUAAAAUUGAGGGUUUAUAUGUGUAUAUACUUAUGAUACAUGUAUAUAAUUCUAUAUACAUAAAAAAAGAAACUUUUGUUGGGAAUUGUAUUUGUAUUGAAAGUAAUAAAUAGAAGUUACAACUACAUAUUUCAAAUAGGUUUUUUUUUA
Cokeromyces recurvatus is the source of this 679-nucleotide messenger RNA. Its product is annotated as ubiquitin-conjugating enzyme E2-16 kDa. Lineage: Eukaryota; Fungi; Mucoromycota; Mucoromycetes; Mucorales; Mucoraceae. Gene Ontology annotation, biological process: protein polyubiquitination. Gene Ontology annotation, cellular component: nucleus. The transcript has 6 exons. The coding region runs from base 31 to 486 and encodes 151 amino acids. The record is from RefSeq and is a predicted model, not a curated record. Gene Ontology annotation, molecular function: ubiquitin conjugating enzyme activity.